Drosophila kikkawai is the source of this 2151-nucleotide messenger RNA. RefSeq names its product crossover suppressor on 2 of Manheim (gene c(2)M). The record is from RefSeq and is a predicted model, not a curated record. Gene Ontology annotation, molecular function: protein binding. NCBI's taxonomy places the organism in Eukaryota, Metazoa, Arthropoda, Insecta, Diptera, Drosophilidae.
GUACCGUUGGAUCAGUUGCCCAUUGUUUUUUUCCGCGCCAAUUGGCAAAUUGCAAUUCUUUUGCAAUAAAUAGUGAUCUCCCAAAAUGUAAGCAGGACCUGAGUAGUUAACAUGCAGGAUCGUACGCUUGAUUUGAAUCAAUAUGAGGAUAACCUUCUGGAAAGCUGCUGGAGAGUGGGCAGAGCCUGCCGUUCCCGGAAAGCUCUUAUUUCUUCAUUCAGUAAGACAGAAAUCGCCGCUGUGGAUACUGUGGCCUGUUGCAAGCAAAUCACUUCCUUGGUGCAGAAAAAGACAUCAGAGAUACAACGUUCCCAUUCGGUGGCCUCAAAACACCAACUGUACCACCAUUUCAAGGACUUUGCGCAGUUGACUUGCGGUGUCACAAGUAUAUAUUGUCGUCAGGUGGAUAUGCUUUUGGAGGACACCAAACAUUUGCUGGAUCAAAUAAAAGGCAACAGCUUUGACUUGGUUUUGACAACCAAGAAAUCAGUGUUACAAACCAGUCGUAAGCGUAAGGCUGUAAUUACCAAGAAGAGCAAACUGAUGAUCUCCAAACGGCUCAGAUUGGACGAAUCCGAUCUGCUCAGUGAACCUAUGCAGCAUUACUAUGCAAAUAUGCUAUCCGAGUGUCAGGUGUGGCAGUCGGAAUGCACUCAGCAGGUUAACCUAGAGAAGUCCAUUGAGCUACCUCGAAAUAGUACUCAAGUGAGUUCAUAUCAUGAAAUUACCAUAACCGAGGAAUUCCAAAUUCACGAGGAGCAGUCGAACAUUUAUCCAAGCGAGGGCUUUGGAAGCAGUGACGAAGCGGAUUUAACAUAUUUUCAUGAACUGUAUCCACGAUAUUCUGCCAAACGACGAUUGACAAAUCGCUUUUCAACUGACAUUUUACCAGCGAAAAUGCCCAGAUUGGAUGCUGAUCUAUUUGAACUGGACACUUCCCAAGAAGACAGCGCUAUAUCGACCACAAACUAUCCUGCAGUAGAUAGCCGUGGUAUAGACGAAUCAGAUAUAACUCACAUAGUAUGCGAACCAUCGCUUCCACUGGAGUUCUUUGAACCUCCAUCAAGGAGAAUGUCCUUUGAUGACAGUACUAUUGAGACAACGCACAGCGUUAAAAUAACUCAACCUGUUACUGUUGAUAAAAAUAAAUCAACAAAUUCUCGCAGAAAGAAGCUAAUUAUCGACAAGUGCAUUAAAUAUUCUCGAAAGAAGCCGAGGGAGAAAACUUUUCUUAAAGAAAAAGUUGUGGCAAUUCCAACGUCUUUCGAACGGCGCAAAACAGCCGAGGACCUGUUAACUAAACUAAAUAAGAAAAUUUCAGUAUUUCCAGAUGUUAUUAAAAUAUCUCCCGUUACUUUAACCGAAGAUGAGCAAUCUGAGGUUACCCUUAGAAGCAUAUUCGGGGUCGAUUUCACAGAGGAUCUGGUCAAGGAGGUUUUCGCUCCACUUAAGAGCAGGAAAAUAAAAGAAAAAAAUAUUGUUUUUCAGCCCGUUGUUCCAGAGGAACAAGAGGACAUUAACUUAACUCCUCCACUGCUGCUUCCAGUUGUUGAAAGCAAUAAUAAUAGCAGUACAUUAAAAUAUACCAUAGGCUAUAAAGAUAAUAAUUUUGAUGCUUACUCCGUGAUGAUGGAUCUACUAAUGAUUUGGCGCAAUAAUCCCGAAAUUCAUGGAAUUGAUGCCAAUAAAUUUAUCCUAUCGUUUCAAGAUCGUAUUAAGGCAUCGCUUGCCUUUAACUUUUUGUUGUAUCUGACUCGGGAUAAGUUUAUAAAGAUCUCCACGAAGCCAAACUCCAUUGAAAUGGACAGAAUAGAACUUGGCGCUGAGUCCAACAGGCUCAUUAUUGAAGGUAGUACACAAGAUUUACUACAACAAUUUUAACCAGUCUGAAAGAGACUAUAAAUCAUUGUUUUUUGAUCAUCGCUAUCAUUUGUUACUUACUUACUAUAAUUAGGCUAAACUGACGUAUAUUGUUCCCGUCACAAAAUCCUUAAAUUCAUUUAAAAAACUUUUGUACAUUUCUUUGUUACUAUUACGUUAUAAUUCAUUAACAUUUUUGAUAAUUCUCUAAACCGUACCAGUUGUCCUUCGUUACACAAUCUCAUUCUCUCUCUGUGACAACACCAAAAAAAUAAUAAACAAGUUACAAAA